GUCAAUGGCAGGAUACCAGCUCUGGUCACCGUGGUCCCCACUGGACGAGAGCCUCCAAUGGCUGCGGCACACAACACCUACACCUUCUUCCAAGCACCCCUUUAGGGCUUCCCUCUGCUUCUCACACACUCCUUAUCUUGAAGUGCAGCCGUGCUUUCAAGAGGUCCCCCCAGUCCUAGACAGCCCAUGCCGGGAGGCUGGGGUGAGUCCUAAGUUACCCUGCCACACAUCAGAGCUCCAAACCAUGAAAAAGAAAGGGCUGGUCAGGAAGCCCCAGCCUGUCCGCCUCAGUGGAGUGGAUUCAGUCUUUGGCAGGAUCAUCACGGCUCAGCCACCAAAGUGGACGGGGACCUUCAGAGUUUCAGAAAAGUCAGCCUUUUGCAAAAUCAUCAGCCAGGAGCAGAAGUGGCCCACUGGAUUCAAGGAACCUCAGAUUCAGAUGUUAAUGACCAUGUGCAAACAGAUGCUGCGCUCUAUGCUCUUGCUGUAUGCAACAUACAAGAAGUGCACCUUUGCCUUGUACCACUCCAAGUAAAGGGUCCCCAUCUGAUUCCUGUUCUGCACACCAUACCCUUUGCUAUGUGCCUGAAGCUUACAGAAACCUGUCCAUGUAAAUAAAACUGUGACACUGCCCCAGCCAUCUUGCUUUUCUGUCAAGUGGUGACAAUUCAGGAGCCUUCUC
Molecule: messenger RNA, 682 nt
Organism: Diceros bicornis minor
Lineage: Eukaryota; Metazoa; Chordata; Mammalia; Perissodactyla; Rhinocerotidae
Product: FANCD2 opposite strand protein-like
Exons: 1
Coding region: 5-535 (176 amino acids)
Source: RefSeq, a predicted model, not a curated record